AUGGACCACCUGGGUCUUUUCGGGUUCGAAGUUUGCCAAACCAUUUCUGGUGGGCCCUUGGAAUUGAUGGGGGACCUGGGACAAAACUUUGGAGAAACGAUGAGGACCUUGGCAACCGCCAAGCAUCUCGGCAGCGAGGCGGUGCAGCUUGCAGUGUUCAAACUCCUCGGGGAACACGUGCUGGAGAGAAUGUUUGAUUCUGCACCAGCAGAACUGGCAGAUUCCCUCCUGGCCAUUGCAGUCUUUUGCUGUAGCCGCCACCAUCGCUUGCCAGAUCCCGCUUUGGAAGCGCCAUGGCACCCUGCCGUCUUCGUGGCUGCAGCAGGAUGUUUGCAAAGACAGGUUCACGAGUUGCCAGCGGAGGUCUUGUUGAAGUGCCUCAGGCUCCUUGGUGUUCCAACAGCCGAGGCUGCACCCCAGCAACAGCCGCAUUACUUCUUCAUUCAGAACCCAGAUGGAAGCCGCACCCAACACUUCGGAAUCCCUCCCGCAGAGUAUCAGCAGGCGAAGGGUGGUGAAGAUCGGAAUCAUGGACUGUUGGUGGUUGAGAUCCUUUCCUUUAUUUGA
Cladocopium goreaui is the source of this 567-nucleotide messenger RNA. The record is from the annotation of a GenBank genome assembly. Lineage: Eukaryota; Dinophyceae; Suessiales; Symbiodiniaceae.